AUGCUCUCAUCCGUCCUCGCCGCUCUCAGGUCUCCAUCCUUCGAGGUCGAGGGAGCUCCCCAGCGGCCCUCUCGCUAUGCUGGCGAAGAUACCACCCCGACCAGCCGCCGGGAGAUUCUCGGCUGGUACUCCUACGGGAUCGCGGCCGAGGUUUUCGCCGUCUGCGGUGUAGGAUCCUUUCUGCCCUUGACCCUGGAGCAGCUUGCGCGUGAGCACGGUACUAUCCCCAACACCAAUCAGCCUUGCUGGGGUCCCGGCGCACCAGACAAACAAAAUGGGGGUGACCAAUGUGUGGUCAGGUUUUUUGGACUUCAAAUCAAUACCGCCAGCUUUGCAAUGUAUACCUUCUCGCUGGCGGUGCUCAUCCAGGCGCUGACGUUGAUCUCGUUCAGCGCCUUGGCAGACUAUGGGAAUAAUCGUAAAACGCUGCUCCUGUUUUUCGGCUUCAUCGGUUCGGCAACGAGCAUGCUAUUCGUAUUCGUUGCGCCCCCGGUGUUUAUCCUCGGCUCCAUCCUCGCGAUUAUCGGCAUUACUUGUCUCGGAUCCUCAUUUGUCGUGCUCAACUCAUUCCUGCCAGUCCUUGUCGCCAACGACGCAUCAAUCCAAAGCCCCCAAAGUCAAGGAGGGGAGGAGCUGUCCAACUUGCAUCGAAAUGACGAGGCAUCCGACUGGAACACAUGGGAUGAGGAGGAUAGCGUGGAUGGGAUACCGAAUCCAGAUCAUCAGACCGGAUCUCCCGAGGAUGGCCUGAAGGGCAAGGAGUCUGGCGGUGGAGCGCCGGAGCUUCAGCGGUCUACACAAAUUUCAUCCAAGGGCGUCGGUCUGGGCUACUGCGCGGCGGUAUUGGUUCAAAUCCUGAGUUUCGGACACUCUUCCAACACGGUUUGUUCUGCUGUUGGUCGGAAUCUGGUGGUGUGCCUUCACCUUUGUCUCGCGCCGAUGGUUACGCUCUCGGCCCGGUCCCCCCUUGACACGUCCUCGACCCCCGGCCUUCCGAAAUGGCGGGCAUGGCUGCGGCUCGUCGGAUUUGCCUGGAAGUCCCUCUGGCGGACGGUGAAGGUGGCGGUUCAGCUCCGUGAAGUGCUGAUUUUCCUGGUGGCCUGGUUCCUUUUGUCGGAUGCCAUGGCGACCGUCUCCGGCACGGCCAUUCUGUUCGCUCGCACUGAAUUGGGACUGAGCACAAUCGCGGUCGGAGCCUUGAGUAUUACUGCGACACUCAGUGGAAUGGCGGGCGCGUUUCUAUGGCCCCAUGUGUCUCGACGGUUCAACCUGCAGUCGAAUCAGACCAUCAUCGUGUGCAUUGUCCUGUUCGAGAUCAUUCCACUUUACGGCAUGCUUGCAUAUAUCCCAUUCAUCAAGAACUGGGGUGUCUUGGGGUUGCAAAAGCCCUGGGAGAUCUUCCCGCUCGCCAUCGUCCAUGGCAUCGUAUCGGGCGGGUUGUCAUCUUACUGUCGCUCGUUCUUCGGGCAGCUGAUUCCACCCGGAAGUGAAGCUGCCUUUUACGCACUGUACGCUGCUACAGACAAGGGAAGUUCAUUCAUCGGUCCCGCUAUCGUCGGUGUUCUCAUCGAUGCGACAGGCCAGGUGCGCUCGGGCUUCUUUUUCAUCGCGGUGCUGAUUGUUCUCCCCAUCCCCCUGGUGUGGAUGGUUAAUGCCGAAAAGGGUCGUCGUGAGGGACUGGCCAUGGCUGAGCGAUUGGACAAAUCACAGAAGGGGCCGACUGAAGAUGUUCAAGAAGCCGAAGGCCUUCUGGCGCGUGAAACUUAG
Messenger RNA from Penicillium cinerascens, 1767 nucleotides. RefSeq lists its product as uncharacterized. The coding region runs from base 1 to 1767 and encodes 588 amino acids. The record is from RefSeq and is a predicted model, not a curated record. NCBI's taxonomy places the organism in Eukaryota, Fungi, Ascomycota, Eurotiomycetes, Eurotiales, Aspergillaceae. The transcript has 4 exons. Gene Ontology annotation, molecular function: transmembrane transporter activity. Gene Ontology annotation, biological process: amino acid transmembrane export from vacuole.